Messenger RNA from Vicia villosa (hairy vetch), 518 nucleotides. RefSeq lists its product as uncharacterized. Gene Ontology annotation, biological process: cell fate determination. The record is from RefSeq and is a predicted model, not a curated record. The transcript has 2 exons. Bases 32 to 379 code for a protein of 115 amino acids. NCBI's taxonomy places the organism in Eukaryota, Viridiplantae, Streptophyta, Magnoliopsida, Fabales, Fabaceae.
AAAAAAAAUUUAACACUCUCAAAAAUCUCAAAUGGCUUCUAUUUUCAACAUUCUUUUCCUCACUCUCUUCCUUGCCCUAGCUUUCCAAGCUUAUGGACAACCCUGUGCUUUGAGUGCUAUUGAGGUUAAACAAACCAAAACAUCAGGCUCAGUGUGGAAUGUUACUGUGACCAACACCUGUAUUUGCACUCAAACUGAAGUGAAGUUCAAUGUCAAUGGAUUUAAAUCAAGCACACCUGUUGAUCCAGCAAUAUUUAGCCAAGAUGGUCUUCUCAUUCAAGGAGCACCACUUUAUGGAUUUAAAUCUGUCUCCUUCACCUAUACUUCUGAUUCUCAAUUUGCAUUUAAACCAAUUUCUUCCCAAGUUGCAUGUUCUUAGAUUUUAGAAGUAUAUUUUAUUGUUAAACAAAAAUAACAAUAAUUAGUUUUGAAACCACUAUUAGGCGUUAUAUUGUAAUAGCCAUAUUUGAUAUUUUCUGUUUCUUUUUAAAUUUUUAUAUUAAUUCAGUUUUUAUUUA